AGUUCAUCAUCGACCGACCUGGCGCUGUCACGAGUAACAACAAAAAGCACGAUUGUACAACAACGUUUACCAAAAACAGUCUUACCAUGGCCGGAAUUAUCCGUUCUACGAUUGCUGGAAGAAAUACGGUGGUCCUUUUGGCGAACAGAUCUGUGGACCUUACAUGCUUCCGGUGUGCCAGCUCGAAUCGUGUAAAGCGCAUCAAAAAACCAGAAAUUACCAAUCGUGAUGCGAAUCAGACGAAAGCGGCAGCGAUGCGUGCGGAGUUAGAGGAACAGAGUGCGCUAUACGCAGGGAAACGAUUCGAAUCCGUCGCACAAUCGCUUUCCGCCCGAGGAUAUCUACGAGCAAUCAAACCGUACACGCCACCCGAAAACGUCAGCGAGCAGGUGCUAACCAUUGCCAAAGAAAAUAAGCUGAAUGACCGCAAGCAACCGCUCGGUAGGAUGGAACAGAAGUUUGCUUUCCUGUCCGCGUGUGGCAAAGCGUUCGGACAUUGGGUGCCUAAUUCGAUGCUGCACGAACUGCAAACCGUUGACGAUGCAGUUGUAUUUUAUCAAACACCGAUCGACACGCGACUUCCGCUCGAUGCGCUCAGUUCCGUGGAGCUGCCGGAAAAUUUGUACAUUCAGCAAGAGUACAUACGCUUCCAUCCGGAAACGGACACGAUGUUCGGUGGAAAGUCGGCCUUCCCCAAGAGCUCCACGGUUGUGACCGGGUUAAAGUACAAACAGAAGUAUCGUGGCCAUGAGGCAAAGAAAUCUUGGCCGUAGGCCGUAGAAAAACAAUAAAAAUGCCGGUCGAUUGUGUUGCAUGUACUGUAGGCUUUAGCACGCAUAAUAGCACGUUAAAAUAAACCAGCCCCAGAUUUGAAGGAAA
Molecule: messenger RNA, 879 nt
Organism: Anopheles stephensi (Asian malaria mosquito)
Lineage: Eukaryota; Metazoa; Arthropoda; Insecta; Diptera; Culicidae
Gene: mRpL50
Exons: 4
Coding region: 87-773 (228 amino acids)
Cellular component (GO): mitochondrial large ribosomal subunit; mitochondrion
Source: RefSeq, a predicted model, not a curated record